AUGCAACCCUUUAAUAAAUAUUAUCCACCUGAUUGGACUCCAGAUAAAGGUUCUGUUAAUAAAUUUGUUGGAAAACAUCCGCUUGGUGAUCGUGCACGUAAAAUUGAUCAGGGAAUUUUAAUUGUCAGGUUUGUAUUCUCGUCAAGUUUUGAUUCGAAUUACCUUUCAACAUUUGGUGUGAAGGCUGUGGAAACCAUGUCGGUAAAGAAUGCUGAAUAUUCGGUUAUUUCUGGAGCUCGUAAAAAAGUCGAAACUUGGGAGCCAGAAGAUUCUGAAGUCAUUAAAUUAAAAGAUGACGAAGAAGCUAAGAAAUUGGUUGAUAAUGCAUUAUAUAAGCUCGAACAUUCUGUUAAAGAUGAAUUGAGAUCUAAAGAAGUUAUUCCUAUUUUAACAAAACUUCAAAGAUUAAAUGAUAAACAAUGGGCGGAUCCUUAUACGCAUUCACAGCGAAUGCGUAAAAAAUUUAGAGAGGAGAAAAAAGAACUAGAAGCCAAAAGACUUGCAGAUGAAGAAAUACGCGAUAGAAAUGCAUUAUCUAUCCCACUGUUACCAGAAUCUCAAGAUGAUAUAGAUAAGGUUGCCCAAUUAUCGGUAAUGGUGGCAGUUAAUACCAAGCUCAAAACGGAUCCAUUUUUAAAGGAUAAUGAUUGGAAUCCCGGAAACAAUAUUGAUGGAAACGAAAAAAGUGCUGACAGAAGUAUUAAAUUCUGA
This is a messenger RNA of Funneliformis geosporum, 711 nucleotides long. The record is from the annotation of a GenBank genome assembly. Lineage: Eukaryota; Fungi; Glomeromycota; Glomeromycetes; Glomerales; Glomeraceae.